AGAGAGAUAAGAGAGAGAGAGACCCUGAACUUAUUUUAUGUGUAGUUAUUCAUGUGUGGUCCUAAUCAGGGAAUUUUUUUCCCGGGAGCUUAGUUUUUGUUGUCAUAGAGAUUGUUUGGAGAAAUUCAUACUUAUGAGAUGGAAUAAAUGUCCUUUUCUCAAGCACUCUGGGAGUAUAAUAAUACGACCAGUUAUGGAUAACGAAGAAGUUUAAUAGGCACUUUGAGAGUAGAUGUAAUGAUAUAAUCUCUUUAAGACACAUCCUGUAGUUAAGUCAAAUUGCUCAAAGUUCAAUUUUGACCACUACUUUACUGAAACCAAAUAAAAAACCCUUCCUUCCUGAAAUUUCCCAUGAGGCAGUUUCUCAAAAAUGUUUGGUGAUGAGGCAGUUUUUAAAAACAAAGCAAAAUGCAGCUUUUCAUUUUCAUGCUGACUCAGCUAAAACAUAUUUUUUUUUGGUACGAAACACCCUCAGUUUCAUUGGAGUUCAGCACAUGCUUUAACUUGUUCAUGUUGACAUUGGUAGGACUAAAAAUUGUUUCUGUUGGAUCCAAACUUAGUCAUGCUUAGAGUAGACCCUUGAAUUAUUAACAUAAUUUACUCUAAGCAUGACUAUGUCUGGAUUCAGCCCUUUGAAUCAGUUCCUUUAUGCUGUAAAAGGUCUUCUCAAUUUUGUUUUAUUUGACAUUGUUUGUUUGUUUUAUUCCAGGCAUAUCCAACAGCUAGAUCGUGAUCUACCGGUAGAUACCUGGACAUCUGUGGUAGAUCACUGGUAGAUCAGUGGCACCCCCCCCCAAAGAAGCUAAAAAACUUUGGCUCCCCUAAAAAAGCUCAACAUCUUGGCCCUGCACCCCUAAAAUGACCUGAACCACCAAAACCAGAGCUUUCCUUCCUAAAAAAAGUUCAAUGUUGCUUUCCUCUUCCCUAAAGAAGCUCAACAACUUUUACAUGAACCCCCAACAUGGGUCUUCCUCCUUCCUAAAAAAAAGUGCAACUUUGACCUGAACCCCCCCCCCCAAAAGGGGGUAGAUCACUCCCGCUUUUUAACUCUGUGAGUAGAUUGCAGUCUCUUGGAAGUUGCCCCCCUGUUUUAUUCUAUGUUUAUUUGAAGGACAGUUUGCUAUAUCCAAUAAUUUUAAAACAUUUCUGGAAACGUAAGAUCUUAGCAAAUAUUAGUCUUACAAACCUGUAUCCAGAUUCUUGUUGACAAGAGCAUUUGAGAGCCACUCCUUUGUAAAGUUAAAGGUUUUUCAUGGGCCCCACAAUUGAGACUAGACUUGGAGAAUAAGCCUUCCGUAAGUCAGCCUGGAUAGCUCAGUUCGUGAGAGCGUGGUGCUGAUAAUGCUAAGGUUGCAGAUCUGAUCCCCCACGUGGAACAGCUGCAUAUUCCUGCAUUGGUCCCUUCUACCUCUAUGAUUCCAGUUUUCAUUAUGGGACUAAACUAUGCUAGUGCUUCCAUAAACAAAACAGAAAAACCCAUUGCUUCAGACCUGGAUAUCCUUAAAUUCCAUUUGGGGAGGACCCAUGGCUCUGCGGUGGAGCACAUGCUUCUCAUGAAGAAGAUCUCAUCUCUAAUCUCAGGCAUGUCCAGUUUUUUAAAAGGAUGAAAGACAAUGGGAGGGACAUUUAUCAGAGUAGACAGUGAGCCACAUGGAUAGCUUGAUCUGGCGAAAGGCAGAUUCCUAUGUAAAAAGUUCCAUUAAAACCAAGGAGACACAAACUUCUUAUAUGAGAGGGUUAUACACCUUCUGAUUCUAUGGAGCUGUGCCUGGCACAUUCCCAUCAAAGUGUCGCAGGGCAACGUGGAAGCUCCAUCCAGCAAUGAGACAGAUGUUUGGUGAAAGGGUCGUGCUUUUUUAACAAGAAAAAGCAAAACUGGGGAACAUGUGGCGAAGAAAUGCAUAGGUAGGCAAGUGCUUAGGAAAUAUGACCUUCCGUAUGUAUAUUAACAACACUUCUCUUGCUCAAAAUGCAAUCUCAGAAGGCUGCUUAUGAUUGCCAAGAUUUUCUUUGCCAAUUUUAAGUCUCUGUUUGCUCGUUGAGGGGGCACAGGUCCAGGAUAUUGCUAGUGACUCACUGCCAAGACUGUCAGCACAAUUCAGGGUUGCUGGAGGUUCCCAUGUCCGCUGUCUUCUUACAUUUCCAUCCAUCCCGGACUAAAUCAACAGCAGUAACAACAACAGAAAUCUACAAAUUCAUUAAGUCUUAAGUUAUUGAAUAAAUGAAAUGUUUCACAGAUGACAGGCUAGGCUCUCAUCUUUAACAGAAAUGCACCACAAGCUCUCCCCAUGUAUGCAGUAAGAUUCUGUGGGCACAUCAUGCAAACUAAUAAUUAAAACUGGAUUUGAUUUGGCUGGUGUGUGCAUGCUUGUGCAUGGCCAGGCUUCACUCUAUAUUUAAGAAGCUUUAGGAGUCCUGCAUGUACUUGCUUAAGAGUUUCUCUUCUUCUCAUUUUUACAAAGCUUUGAUGAAGAGGACUUUGUGGGAUCAGCUUGUUUCAUAAGCACAGCCUAGACUGGAAACUGAGUUCGGAAAUUAAAAAUAAAAGUGGCUUUUUGGAAAGUAAAGCAUCUGCCAAACCUGGACCACAAACUUUCCAAGGAAAAUGAUUUUCUUUCUGGUGAGGAAGGCAAACUGAGAAAAUCCUGAAAAAUGAACUGUGGGUGCAACAAAACAAAACAAAACCACAAAACCCAAACCACCUGAAAUGAAAUUCAUCGAUGACAAAAGACAACUGACUUGUAUGCUUUACAUUUCAAAUAAAAAUGUGAAUGGAAAGCAAAAUAUAGAUAAAAUUGGUGAAUGUGAGUUACAACCUUUGCUAUGAGGUUAUUGGGUAUUCUAUAUAUAAAAAAAACCCUGCAAGGCGCCAUGAUUUUUGGACAAUUGAUUAAAACCAUGAUAAAGAACACCCUGAACUGCUACUUUAAACUAACCAGAUUUGUAAGUCAGUUGAAUAACUUGGGAUCCUUAUGGCUCAAAUGUCGAAACUUGCUGCUUUUGCAAAUACAAGCUUGGGAUACCAUUCAAGGCAUACUAUCAAUAUGCAUACAUAUUUUAAUGCUGGGCUAUAAUUUUUAGAUAACAGAUUUGAGUAUCCAACUUAACUGUCAGUCUCAGCUCAGCACCAAACCAUUCUUAUUUUCUUACAUCGAUAUCCUUUUCGCUUCUCAUGGAACCUUUCCUCCCACUGCACAAAUUGGGGGGGGGGGGUUCUGAUGGGGGGGCACAGGCUUAUCCCUCCCCUCUCCUGCCAUGCCAUAAUUGCAGUCCAACUUGGGGUCCAACCAUGUCAGCUUCUUCUUUGGCCCUUAAUUUUAUGAAAUCAGUCAGCCUCCUCCAGGGAAAGUGAGCUCAGAGGAUCAGUCUUAUUAUGUGGUACUUCAAAGAAGGCCUGUAUUUAGGUUUACAGGUUUGAAUGCAGUAUUUGUCUUGGUCCCAUUGCAUGGGCUGGAUGCAUCUUCUGAUGUGGGUGGAAAUGUAAACUCCACAUCCUUGCCUGCUGGAUUAAUUGCCCAGUAGAUGUGUUUCACCAGAUAUGUAGGAUGGAACACUCCUAAUUAGCGGAUAGGAGCAUUAUAAUCUUCUGUUCCAGUAAGUAGUAGGCAAACUCUAAAACAAACAGCAGUGUUGGGUCCUAUAUUCAAGGAACGCCUAGAAAAAGAAAGUUGGUUUAGCUUAUGAGAUACAGAAUCCACUAUUAAAGGAAACUAAACUACAGAUAUAAAAGUUUACUUUGGGGGAAUCAAUUCAGACAAAAUACAUGUGGAAUGGUUUCAUUUUUAAAACUGAACGAUAACCAAAACUCUUUUUAUCAUAUAGGUGGACGGAAGAUGCGCAGUGAAUCGGCGAGAAAUGGAAUACCUUUUUGACGCUGAUUGAAGGAAGUUCCCGUGCCAGCUUGCUGACCCAAGGGGGAGAUUGAUGCAGAAUCUCCCCCUAAAAUGUUCUGAAAAUGUGAGAAUGGGACUGUCGGCGAGGUCGAGGCGCGCUGCGGGGAGAUGGAGAUGGCGCAGCCGGCGCAGCUAGCGUCCCCGAGGAAAUCCGCCGGCGGCGAGCAAGGGGCGGCGAGGAGCAGCCCGCCGUCCGCCCCGAUGGAGCGGCGCGCUGCGGCAGACGGCGAGGACGGCAUCCUCAGCAGCGGCGGGCCCAGCGCGGAGUCGCCCGCGCCCUGCGGCUUCAGCUCCUCGCUGUGCUUCAGCUCUCCCGGAGACAAAGCCCCGGCGCCCGAGCGCGACGCAGCCUCCUCGCCGUCGUCAGGCAGCAGCGGAGGCAGCCGCGUGGUGCAAAGCCAGUGGGAGAUCAACAACGCGGCGUCUGAGUCGGAGGAGGACGAGGAAGGCAGCGGAGGUGGAGGGGAAGGCAGCAGCGGCAGCAGUCAGCCUUCAUCGUCGUCGCCGUCGCAGCAGCAGCCGUCUUCUCCGGCUGCCGCGCAGGCCAUCGGCGAAGCGCUCCCGCAGGACCCGUGCGCCUCUCCGCCGGGGGGGACGCAGCCCGAGGAAGAGCCGGACCUGGUGAUCGAGGUGUCGGGCCGUCGAAUCCGCGCGCACAAGGCGGUGCUGGCGGCCAAGAGCGACUACUUCCGCGCGCGCUCGUCGAGGGACAUCCUACGCGUCAAGGGCGUGAGCUACGCGGCGCUGCGCCUGCUGCUCGACUACGUGUACACGGCGCGCAUGGGCGACGUGCGCCACGACAACCUGGCCGAGGUGGUGAGCGGCGCGCGGGUGCUGCAGAUGCCGUGCGCCCUGCACUGCGCCGCCGAGGCCAUGAGGGCGCAGCUGCGCCUCGACAACUGCCUGCAGCUGCUGGCCCUGGCCAAGAAGCAGCGGCUGGCCGAGCUGCGCGAAGCCGCCUACCGCUUCAUGAGCGACCACUACCUGCAGGUGUUGCGCGAGCCCGCCGUCUAUGGUCGCCUCAGCGGCGCUGAGAGGGACCUGAUCCUGCAGCGCCGCCUCGACGCCGGCAAGCCGUGCCUGCUGGUGGCCGAGGUGAGCGACGCCUUCGAGAGGCUCAACGCCGGGAGCAGGCCACAGAGCCGAGAGAGCAGCAGGCCGCAGAGCCCUUCUUCCGUGGUGUCCCUGGACGAGGGAGGCUACCUGCUCUACAGCUACCAAGAGGUGGCCAAGGAGUGGAGGGUGCUGACCCGGCUGCCGGACGAGGCCAACGCCAAGGGGUGCGCCAUGUGCGUGCUCUACAACUACCUCUUCCUGGCCGGGGGCAUCUCCACGGUGCCGGGGGACCCUCGCGCCAGACUCUCUGACAAGGUCUUUUGCUACAACCCCUUGACGGACACCUGGAGCCAGGUGAAGCCCAUGGGGCAACCUCGCUCGCAGCUGAAGCUACUGGCCCUCGAUGGCUAUCUCUAUGCGGUGGGCGGUGAGUGUCUAUUCACAGUGGAAAAAUAUGACCCCCGGGCGGAUCGGUGGAGCCCGGUGGCUUCUCUGCCGAAAGGGGCUUUUGCUGUGGCUCACGAAGCCACCACCUGCAACGGGGAGAUCUACGUGUCGGGCGGGUCACUCUUCUACCGCCUGCUCAAGUAUGACCCCAAGCGGGACGAGUGGCAGGAGUGCCCGUACAACAGCAGCCGGCGACGCUCCGCUGACAUGGUGUCCUACAAGAGCUUCAUCUACCGCUUUGACGUGAGCAGCAGCCGUGGGGAGCCGGGGCAGGCCGGUGGGGUGGAGGUCUUCCGGUACAAUUCGGUGGCCAAGCACUGGAGUCAGUGCGCUUCCUUGAGCCCCGGCGGCAGCAUGGUGCAGCCAUUCCGCUGUGCCGCCUUGGGCAGCACCAUCUACUGUGUCAACCGGACUGGAAUGCUGUGCUUUGCCCUGUCCCAGAAUGGCGAGGUGGAAGCAGAUGGUGGACUCAAGGGGAGCUUUGAGCCAGAACUUCUCAAAGCCCCAUUUGAUACUAAAGGGGUCCUUCUCCCGUUUGUACUCACCCUGCCGGAGAAAGAGAAAACGGGGGAGCCGGAAAGUCCACUGACAUUAUGAGAAUUGACCUAGCUCUGGGAAGGCCGGCUGGAGUUUAUCUCAUCUCAGUGCUCUGCUCUGAUGAAUAUCGGCAGGACUAGGCCUCUGUCAGGCGAAGGGUCAGAGCAGGUGCAUGGUCUCCAGCCUUCAUUGGUGGUGGUAGGGAUUGGGGCUGCAAGUAUAACUAGUGGAGGCUAAUCCAAGGCGAAAAGUGUGUAACAGCUUCUUUGCACCGAAACAAAUAAACAAAGAAAAACAGAAGGCCACUGUCAGAAGUGUACAAAAUUAACACGUGCAUGGACCACUAUGUAGAAUGGUGAUGGUGUCCCACCUAAAGCAGUGGCUAGCUGGCUGUAGCCUCUCAGAGCUCGCUAGCAUAAUUCACAUAGGAAACGGCUCACCUCUUUGCACAGAUGCAAAGCAGUCAUUGCAAAGCUGCUAAAAUAGAUGAAUUGUUGUGCAAUGCCCAUGCCACUUUCCAGUCUUAAAGUAUUUUGGAUAUAUAUAUAUAAAUUCAGGAAAGCAGCAACUUUCAAAGGAAUUUCAGCUAUGAAAUGGUUCUUUUUGUAAAUAUGCAUCUUUGGAAAAGGGGAUUCCCCCUUUUUUUCUUUUUUUGCCUCCCUGACCUCUUGGCUUUCUUUUCUUGGAUGCUCGUAGUAAUUACCAGAAGAAAAGCUGCUAGCAGUCCCCAUUCAGAGAGUAUACCUUUUAGGAAGAUUAACAGGGGAAAGAAACAAUGCUUCUUGUGUUAGAAGCAGUGGACUAUAGAGCCAGGUCACAGUAUCCUCCCUCCUUUCCCCCCUUUUAACAUUUAAUGGAGUCUUUAUUGAAGACAUGGCAUUGUACAGCCUUGGGAAGUUGCAUCCACAGUGUGUGAUUUAACAGAAGCCAGAUUUCAAGUUUUUUAAAAAAGUUAAAUGUCUCCCAUAUGUACAUAGUGGGAAUAGAAAACCUCCUAUAUGUACAUUUUGGGUUUAGAGGUUAACUAAAACAAACAAAUCAAUGCAUCAAUUCAAAUUUGAAUUUUGCUUCUUCUUUUUUGUAAAGUUGUGCAUUAUGUCACAUUAUAAGUAUCAGUUUUGGUUUUAACAUAACUGCUGGCUUUCAAUCAUGGUUUUGUAUUGUAACUCAUUCAUUCAAAUCAUGGCAAAUUGGCAUGAAUGAACAUACCUGUGAAUUCUUUGUAGGGGAGAUUUCAGUUCAUUUAAGAUCACUGCUGUUAACUGCAAAUCAAGUCACUGAAAAGCCAAAUGUGGUUUACUUGAAGCUUCUUGCACACAAUUGAAAUAUUUCGCUUUGAUGUCGGGAAUCCUUCUGCAAGAAAUAGCUCUCCCAUUGUUCGCAUAAGGAAACGAGACGUUUGCUUAGACAAGGUGAUUUCCAUUUUGCCCAGGCAGCUCCCUAAGGUUGUAAACGAGACUGAUUUAUUGUAGUUAAUAAUUCACCUGUCAAGUUCAUUUUGUACAUAGAGGCCAUAUACUUUUGGUUUGUUGGUUUUCAUUCUAAAUCUUAUGCUGAGCAAUUGCUUGCCAGGCAACAUGUUUUCAGAAGAAUACCAGCCUUCGUGCUUGCAGGCAAUCCCAGCAUAAUGGCUUCCAUGUUAUAUGGAUUGGCAUCAAAACAAUUAUUUUCAGUCAAUUUAAAAUUUGACUAAGCUUUCUAAGCUUGCCUAAAAAACCCCCUUGGGCUUACUCAAGAGGCUUACACUAGCCCAGUGAAUGUUUUCCUUCUGUCCUUUGAAGAGCUAACCACUACUGUUGAAAGCCCCUUCAAUUUCAAACACAGUUUGCCCUGAUACACGUGGAAGGGGGAGAGGUUGCUCCUGGAGGAAAGCAAACCCCAAGCAUCUUGGAGAACUAUUUUCUUGGCUUUUUGGAUCCUAGCCAUUGAGUUUUAUGGAGCAUAUUCCAGCACAUGUUCAUGCCAAAUAGAUGAAGCUUAUGCAUGCUUAUGUGGAAAUAAAUCCCAAUGGAAAUUCACCCCAAAUUAAAAGUGGAUCACUUACUUUUGCAAUCUAUCUGAUUUUUAUCCCAUUCUUUCUUCAUGAAGCACCCCACCCUUUUCAUCUUCCAACAACACCGAGAUAGGUUACGCCAGUGGUUUUCAACUAUUGUGCCGUGGCACCCUGGGGUGCCUUGAAUGAUGGUCAGGGGUGCUGCGGGCAACACUGGUCUCUGUCCCUCUUUCCUUCCCUCCCUCCUCUGAUGCCCUCUCAUGUCUCUGCCUCCCAAAGGCUUGCACAGCUGUUUAUUGCAGCAGCCCUGGCUGCAUGCUCCCCAGGUGAGUGGUGCCUCGGGGGCUGGCCAGGGGAGAGGAGAGGAGGGUGUUCAAAAAGAGGUGAGGGGCUGCCGGCUCUGCAGGCAAGGGGUGACAUAACUGGGCUUCCGAGGCUUGGAGCCUUCAAGGGACCCACAGAAAGAAUGUACUUGGUCAAGGGAGCUGUAGACUCAGAAAGGUUGAAAACCUCUGAGUUGGACAAUGGCUGAUCCAAUAGCAUUCAGUAACACUAUUUGUAGCUACCCGGGUUUUCUGCUCAAAUCUCCACCCUGCAGAUGCCACAAUUGCUCUCAGAUGCUCUGAAAUGCAUUUUGUCUUUCAUCUUCUAAGUUACGCCUUCCAACCAUGAAAUACUUAAAAGGUGCAUUUAUUUUAUAAACGCAUGCAGAUUAAUUUACUGCACUGAUGUGUUUCAUAUUAGCUCGGAGAAGCAUACAAACAGAUCCUGUAUUAUGGUGUACUUUGACUUCAGGCAGCACAGCCACCCAUAGAAGUUUCCAAUGGACUCAGUGGGGCUCUGUUUCCCCACCUUCCACUCCCCUUAAAUGUUCGCACAACAAGUGGGCAUUACAGUUUACAGCACACAUCCCAUGUUUCCCCUCUGCCCAAUUCAAGUAAGUUGUGCAUACAAGCAGCUUGUAUGGUGGGUGCAGGAGGGAUGGAUGAGGAAUUGGGAGGUUUGCACAGACAUUUCAUUCCUGCUAAUGCCCUCUCAUGUUGUCAGAAGGAGGAUGUGUGUGAAACAGGAGGGCUCCGUUGGAAUCUUCACCAUGUGGUUAAUAUUUUUUUAAAAAAGGAUUAUCGUUCAGCAAAUAUUUGACCUUCAUCCCAGGAACAGCUGCUUAAAGCAAGCAACAACUUUACUUCAGAAAAGGGCCAUAGAGUCUGUUAAAAUGCGUGAUUGUUCCUUGCAAAAUGUUAACAUUGAAAUUUACUGUUUCCAACGAAAGCAGGAGAUCCUAUAAUAAAAAGCAUCAUUUAAGUGGUGUGAAAUAUCGCACUAAAAAAAAAAAUCACCAUGCACUUAAAAAUUGUUGUCAUGGUUGUGAAAUGUUUAGAUAUAUGGGUUUUUCUUUAAAGUUGGUAGGAACUGCAGGAUUGGUGUCUCUUAAAACUGGUGAAGAUUUUUAUUUUUUUCAAAACUGCACUUAUUUCUAAUCUGGAAAUACCUUGAUUUGAUCCUAUACUUUUGGGAGCAAGCCAUGGAAGGACUGAGCAGUUAAGUUUGCUGCUAUUUGCUGAUCAGAUUGCACAUUUCCUCUUUGCCCCCAAAGUCCCCAUGGCACCUCUCCCUCCCCCCCACUUAUUAAUUAAAAAGAAAAGUGAGAGUAAAUAUAAAAUGGUCUUAGGAACUGUUUUGAUGAAAGGGACAAAUUAUUGGCUAGGUAUAAGAAUAAUAGUUUGCAUCUUUCUGCCUUGGGAGACAAGGGAGGUAUGUUUUUGGGGAUGAGGUCAAACGGCUGGCAGCUUGCAGCGCUUGCUGUGGUUGUAGAAACUGAUGUGGGAGAGACAUGUUUUGUUGCAGCUGUGGCAGAUGAAGGCGUCCAGUUGUGCUGCUGCAGAUGCACCCCAUGGCGUUUAUUCUUUCUGCACUCAUCCCGGCAGUCAUUCCUCCUCUGGUCACUGCUGUGGAUGAUAUUUGGGGACUAUUCAGUCCAGUUCAGGAGUCCCUUAUCACCUAACCCAAUUUCCCUUACAUGGUCUUCUUGUGCUCUGAAUCGUUGCACUCUGUGGGGCAGAGGGGGGGGUGGACUACCUUGUGUAGAGGACUGGCUGGAUUGUCCCCACCCCCAAAUGUUUUCCAGUGUCAAGCAUGAGAUCCAAAGAUUGAUUGAAUCUGCAUAGUUCUGUCCUUGGGUGUAGGCUUUUGGAGGGGCCAGAAAUAGCUAGUAUGGGGGAAGGGAUCCAGACUGGGACCCUACUGUGGGAGGUAAGGUGUAUUUAACCUUCCAUCCUUUGCUGCAGUUAGGAUUUGGACCAGACCCUCCACACUGCUCAAAGGAAACGGGGUGCGGGAAAGCUCUGAACCUAAAAGGCAGAACUACCCUGUUGAGGUCAUGUGUAGUCUAUUGUUAACAGUCAGCCACAGCCUGUUGCACACUUCAGUGGAACAAAUGAUGAAAUGUGAUUUCCGGAACAUCACCCAGCCUCAUGCAGCGUUGUUAUGGAGGUUUAGUAAAGAAUUAAGCUUUAGUAAAGAAUUCCAUUUCUGUCUGUCCUUCAGGGCAGUUUCUUUUAAUGGGGCGGCUGGAUGAAAAUCAGGAAGUCGGUGCAAUCAUUUCAUCUGCAGAAUUCUUUUCUCUUCAGCAUUUCACAACACGGCUCCUUUCCUGCCAUGUAGUAUAUUUCCUGUAUGUCUUCACAAAGCAUUUGUGCAUAGCUCCCACACACACACACACAGAGACAAAAAUAGGAAAGAAAAAAGCAUUAUUAAGCAUCUUGGAUGAAAACGUUUACGAGCGGAGUUUCCAUUUCCACAAUUUCAUGGAGUUCCAAAACAUAUGUAAGGCUCUAAUCCUGCAACGGGGGCAAAACUGCAGCCUCCUUGAAUUCAAAGCUAAGUGUAUGAGUGAGUGUUUUCAGGGCCGUAAUCUGGACUUAAUUACUAGCCAUUUAAUGCAGUUUCCUUUAUGUGAUGCCUGCAUAAUCAUACCCAGAUGAUUGACUUUGCUGGCAACAUGUGGGACACUUCUAAACUGAUUUCCUGCUUGGUCAUUUUCUCAUACACAGACCCCCAACUAGUCCUGCGGUGCUUUUAAUUUCAACACUAUGUUGGUUAAAUGGAUAUAUUGUCAGGUUUUCUGUCGCACAUUAGCAGUAACUGGGAGUCUGACUGAACAAUUACACUAAACCCAUUUAUAGCCUCGGCACUGUUGUAUACAAAUCCUGUUUACUCCGUGAAGACUUUCACAGGAAUAGCUGGGAAAGGAAGGACCCAAUAUUUGAACUAGAAAAGCUCUCAUUAAAUAAAAUGGAAAUGAUGCUAAUCGUACCUGUUUAAUGAAUAAAAGUCCUGUGCAGUCCCUAAUGAGCAUUUUAUGCACAAUGAGCUCCCUGAUACAAUUUCAACUGUUUUUUAACAAAUACUCUCCUUAUUCCCCAAGGAAAGCGUGUCUCUCUUGUGCUUUUGGUUAGCAGCAGAGGAAUUGCUUUCAGUACCAAUGGGUCUUCAGCUAAUGAGUGGCUUAUUUUCAAUAUCUUCCCUUCUGUCCUCCCUGUCCAUUUGAUACAGCUACAAAAGCACGCUAGAGAACUGUGUCACACUCACAGGACACUUAGUGCAAAGUCAUAUGAAAGAGAAGUUGUGUUACAGCUGUGCCACAGGUCCGUGUACUGACACAAACGUUAAGAAAUGGGUUGAAAAUGAAGGUGCUCUUUGCAUGUUACAGCAAUGCCUGGCUUGAUGUGAGUGGAUCACCGAUACAUUUGUCAGACUUAUUAUUAUUAUUAUUAU
Zootoca vivipara (common lizard) is the source of this 11703-nucleotide messenger RNA. It is a transcript of the gene KBTBD11, whose product is annotated as kelch repeat and BTB domain containing 11. Lineage: Eukaryota; Metazoa; Chordata; Lepidosauria; Squamata; Lacertidae. The record is from RefSeq and is a predicted model, not a curated record. Gene Ontology annotation, molecular function: protein binding.